This is a messenger RNA of Paralichthys olivaceus (Japanese flounder), 1209 nucleotides long. The record is from RefSeq and is a predicted model, not a curated record. Lineage: Eukaryota; Metazoa; Chordata; Actinopteri; Pleuronectiformes; Paralichthyidae.
AUGGCUUCAGGAGUUGCUCCUCAGUCCAUCUCCUUCUCUGGGUCUGGAUUCAUGGCCACCUACCAGUUAGGGGUCGCCCAGUGUUUCCUAAACUAUGUUCCCUGGAUUCUGAGCACAGCUCCGUAUGUUCUCGGUGCGUCUGCUGGAUCUCUGGUGGCAGCUGCUGUGGUCUGUGAAAUGAGCCCAAUCACCAUUCGGGAUGAGAUAAUACACUUCGCCAAACAGAUGAAGGCUUUUACACUCGGGCCAUUCAACCCCUCAAUCAAUGUGUUCCACUGGUUGGAGAGUGUUUUAAACAAGUAUCUUUCCCCUGAUGCACACAACUUGGCCAGCGGUCGUCUCGCUGUGGCUAUGACCCGCCUGAGUGAUGGCAAGCACAUAGUGAUGACUGAGUUUCAGUCCAAAGAGGAUGUAGUACAGGCCCUGCUUUGUAGCUGCUUUGUGCCUUGGUACUGUGGUAUUCUGCCUCCAUCCUUCAAAGGAGAAUAUUAUGUAGAUGGAGGUUUCAGUGGCAUGCAGCCUGUACUGCCUGUGUCCUGCAGCAACACGUUGACAGUGUCCCCGUUCUCCGGAGAGACCGACAUCUGCCCCUCAGACACGCCAUGCAUUUGGGACAUGGUGGUGAGCGGAUCCACGCUGAAGGGCAACAUGGCCAACAGCUUCAGGGUCAUCAAUGCUCUUUACCCCAUGGCUUUAGAGACGCUGGAUCAAGCCUUCUACAGCGGCUACAAAGACACCAUUGAUUUUCUUCUGCGCAAUGAUCUCGCCCCCUGUUCAAUGGUUAAAACAAUAUCAAUAUCCAAUAUCUGCAACCAAACUAAAGUGGGGAGGCAUCUGGAGACCACCAUAGAGGAAGAGGUGGAGCAGGAUAAAGCCACACUGACAUCUUUUACAGACAACAGACAUAUACAGACGGGCAAUGUCAAAAUCCAGAGAUUUCAGACGCUGCAAAGCUUCACUCCAGAGUUUUUUUUCUGGGCCUGGCAUUGCCUGAGACAUUUUUUGUUCUUCUUUUUCAACAUGGUUGUCGGUAGCCUCAAGAAGAACAUGAAGGACAGGGUCUUGCCCAUCAUCAUGUUGUUGAAGUGGCUGAAAAUGCAGUCCCUGUAUGAGGCUGUACGGGGAAAGGUGCACUCAUCGACUGGCAAUAACUCUUCUGACCAAUCAGAUAAUAUCAAGCGUGGUAUCAGUGGGGUGCUGGCCUCCUAA